Messenger RNA from Saprolegnia parasitica CBS 223.65, 546 nucleotides. RefSeq lists its product as hypothetical. The record is from RefSeq and is a predicted model, not a curated record. The transcript has 2 exons. NCBI's taxonomy places the organism in Eukaryota, Oomycota, Saprolegniomycetes, Saprolegniales, Saprolegniaceae. The annotation marks the transcript as partial.
AUGCUGCAGGCGUACUGGACGAUCGCACUCGAUCCCAAGGCACCGUACACCGUGCACGCCGAGCGCCACGUUUUCUUUUGGCCGCUCUGCAGCGCAAGUCUCCAGGCGCCGCGCUACUGCUGCCUCCGCUUCCAUCGCGCCUACGUCUUCUUUGCCACGUUCCUCCUCCAGUUUGCGACCGGCUCCAUUUACGCCAUUUACUCGGUGUCGGGCCCCAUCAAUGUCUACUUUGGCUUUCCAGAGGACAGUGACAACGCCACCAAUGCCGUCGUCACCUCGGGCAUCCUUGGUAUCCUCGCGCAAGCGUUCCUCGGGCCGCUCGUCGAGGGCAAGGGGCCGCGCACAAGCCUUGGUGUCAGCACCGGCAUUAUGGCCGUUGGGCUCUUGACGGCACAGAUCGCGACCGUGCUUCGCAUAUGGACCCUCCUUCACGUCGGCGUCGUGUUCGUCGCCGUAGCGUUUGGAGCGAUCAUGCUCGCAUCCAUUUCGACCGCACUCAAGUGGGCACCGGAUGCUCGCGGUACCGUGACCGGCAUUUGCCUCUUG